Leptinotarsa decemlineata (Colorado potato beetle) is the source of this 1131-nucleotide messenger RNA. Its product is annotated as zinc finger protein 888-like. Lineage: Eukaryota; Metazoa; Arthropoda; Insecta; Coleoptera; Chrysomelidae. The record is from RefSeq and is a predicted model, not a curated record.
AUGGAUACCAGUAAAUACGGAAUAUCAGUUGGGAAAAACAAUGAAUCUGUUUCUGAUAAAGCAAUUCUCGAUUUGAAUGUAGUAAAAGUCGAACCACAAGAAGUUGUAACGUUUAGUGAGGCCGAUAGUGGUUCUAUUACUGAUCCAAACUCUAUGGAUCACGACGAUGAUACUGAUAAACAGAUAAAAAUUGAACGUGGUGAUGAAAUUGACCUUGUCAAUGAAGAUAUCAAAACGGAGAUCAUGGAUGAUGAUAAAGUGACCAACAAUAUUCAAGAUGACGACGUGACUCAAGAUGUCAAGUUGCUACCAGUUGCUGAUCCGUACUCUAUUGAUUACCACGAUGCUAUGGGCAAUACGAAUGACCCGAUAAAAAUUGAACGUGAUGAUGGAAUCAACCUUGUAUACAAAGAUAUCAAAACAGAGAUUGUAUAUGAGAAUAACGUGACCGACGAUAUUCGCAAUGACGACAUGAGUCGAAAUGUCAAUCAUACUGGGCAGAAACCAUUUCGAUGUAAAAUAUGUUCAAAGCUUUUCACUCAAAAAAGUAAUUUGAAGGUUCACGAACGAAGUCAUACAGGAGAAAAACCAUUUCAGUGUAAAAUAUGUUUGAAAUCUUUCACUCAUAAUGGUAGUUUGAAAGUUCACCAAAGGAUUCAUACAGGAGAAAAACCAUUUAUGUAUGGAAUUGACCUCAACUACGAAGAUAUCAAAACAGAGUUCGUGGAUGAGAAUACCGUGACCGACGACAUGACUCAAGAUGUCAAUUUGCUGCAAGUUGCUGAUCCGUUAUCUAUGGAUUACCACGAUGAUAUGGACAACAUUGAUGAACAGAUAAAAAUUGAACGUGGUGAUGAAAUCGACCUUGUCUACGAAAAUAUUAAAACAGAGAUUGUGGAUGCGGAUAACAUUACUGACUAUAUUCACAAUGACGACAUGACUCCAGAUGUUGAGUUGCUGAAAAGUGAUGUCUUCGACGUUCUGGAGCAGAGAAAAUGUGAAAUAUGUUUGACAUCUUUCGCAACUACUAGUAGUUUGAAAGUUCACGUAAGGAGUCAUUCUGGAGAAAAACCAUUUCAAUGUACGAUCUGUUCAAAGUCUUUCACUCGAAAUAUUCUGGAAGUUGAUUAG